Molecule: messenger RNA, 516 nt
Organism: Cucumis sativus (cucumber)
Lineage: Eukaryota; Viridiplantae; Streptophyta; Magnoliopsida; Cucurbitales; Cucurbitaceae
Source: the annotation of a RefSeq genome assembly
AUGUUCUUGGUGGAUGCAGGACCUGGGACCCCCAUCAUUUGUAUGCAAGAUGAGCCUACAGGAGUUCCAAUCAACCGAGCCGCCAGGUUUGAGACCCACUCCGCGGUGGGAUCCCUGGAUCUAGUGGCCGGUGAAUCACUUCUCAAAGAGCAAAUUUUGGAGAGAUUCUUCAUCGAUCUAGUGGCCGGCGAAUCACUUCUCAAAGAGCGAGCUGCCGCCAGGUUGAAUGAUUAUUUGGUGGGAUCCACAGAUGUAGUGGCUGGUGAACCCCUUUUUCUUCUUCCACGAAGAUUCAGACAAAACCGAGCUUGGAUGGAACUGAACAAGAUUUGGCAAACGAAUCAAAAAGUCAAAGGCUUUAUUAUUGAGAAAGUCAAAGGAGGUUAUUCAGUAGCCAUCGCGGGUUUCAUUACUUUUCUUCCAUUCCGCCGUCCUCUCAUAAGGCAAAGGAUAUCGAAUGAUCGAUUCACCAUUAAGAGCAUUAACCCCAAAAGAACGAAUAUUAUAUUGUGGUGA